AUGGGAGAGGCUCCACCCCAAGGGUAUAGGACGGCAUGGGAGGAUCUUGAAGCUGCUUCGGAACCCCACUGCGUCGAUGUCAGCGGUAGGGUAGCUUUGGUGACAGGCGCAAACGAUCCCGGCGCAAUUGGGUACCAUAUGGCUCUAUAUCUUGCUCGCUACGGCGCCAAGGUGUACGUUGGUGCACGCAGCAGACCAAAGGCACUACAAGCCAUCGCCCAAAUGAGAGAAAUGCAAGCAGAUACAGAACUGCUGCUUGAACCUUUUGUGGCGGAUCUACGAGACUUGCAGCAGGUGAAGACAGCGUCGGAUAGGUUGAAGGCAGUAGAGGCAAGGCUCGACAUCGUCAUCAACAAUGCCGCAAUCUCAGAAGACCCUGCGAUCAAGACUGAGUACGGCCUCGCCACCACCGUGGUUGUGAACUACCUUGCCCCUUUUCUUCUCGUAAAUAACCUACAAACACUGCUCAUUAACACUGCGAGAGCCGGGGGAGAUGUCCGCGUCGUAAACAUGACUUCUACCGUGCACACCGUCAUCGACGGACUAAACCUUGACUGCAACUACUCGUUGAAUGUGGACCCACAGUGGAUGGGUCCGCGGACGCCAACGAUGCAGCAAUACGCGCUCUCUAAAUUGGCAUUGGUCAUGCAUGCGAAGACCCUGCAACGACACUGCGACGCCCAAGGAAUACCAAUCCUGGCUAUGUCUGUGUUUCCUGGAUUCGCAAAGACGACACGGACCCUCAAGCUCAUGGGUGAAAGCCCGGACAUGGUCUUCACCCCGAGCGACUGUGCAUUUACCGGCCUCUUUGCCGCCACCGAGCCAUCCGUCAGGACGAGUGGCAAGAGGCCGAGUGCCCCAAAUAUGACCGGCAGGUCUGGCGAAUCGGGCGAGGCGGGUAGCACCCUUUGCGCGACCACUACGGCUGAGGGGGGCAACAAUGUGGCCGAGACGACCAGCACGCUCGGGCAUGGAGGCACGGGUGAUCGAGAAGGGGGUUUUGAUCAGGGCGGCGCGGGAGGGGUGACUGACAAUGACAGAUGCCUGGGGUGGACGAAUCUCAUCACGGCGGGAGCCACUGACAAUGUCACCUCCGGCCCUUCCAAGAUGAGCGGCACGUCUAAACCAAGCGGUUCGUACGGCGGCGCAUACAUCGUCCCCUUCGGCGUGAUCGGCAGGUCAACGGCGACGGCCGAAGACGAGGCGCUGGGCGAACGCUUGUGGGAGUUAUCGAGUCGGAUUGUGGAGGAUGUGUUAUGGAUGUUGUGA
Molecule: messenger RNA, 1269 nt
Organism: Schizophyllum commune H4-8
Lineage: Eukaryota; Fungi; Basidiomycota; Agaricomycetes; Agaricales; Schizophyllaceae
Product: NAD(P)-binding protein
Exons: 8
Coding region: 1-1269 (422 amino acids)
Source: RefSeq, a predicted model, not a curated record